CUUACCUGUUUCACGACAGUCUAGUCAGUCACCUCUGUGGCUUGCUAUCCAACAUAGUCAAAACAUUGGAGCUCUUUAGACGCUUUCGGUGUAUAUUUGCCUCUGUGUUUUAAACUUCUUUCGUGUAGCUAGUUGCCCCAUUUAAGUUCAUAUUUACGUUGUUAGACAGGUAGCUAGCUAGCUAAGUUAGCUUAGCACCAGGCUACUCGUUAAUGCUAACUAGCGUCACCAACCAUGAGCUCACUAAACUACUCCCCUCUUGCUAAAGAAGAGGUCUGCUGGACGGAGAAAGAAGCUCUGGGGCUGAACGUUGUCGUAAAAGAAGAGGAGGAGGAUGUUUCAGUAAAAGGAGAGGAAGAAGCUUUCAGAAUGAAAGAGGAGGAAGAAGUAGAGGAAUCUUUUAGAUGGAAAGAAGAAGAGGGGAUAGAGGCUGUCACAGUGGAAGAAGAGGAGAUAGACGUUUUCAGAAUGAAAAAGGAGGAAGAGGAGGCCAUAACAUUGAAAGAAGAAAAGGAGGAUAUUAUAGUGAAAGAACCUUUUGGAGAGGAAGAGGAGGCUAUCUUACAUAAAGAGGAGGAGGAAGACGUAUUGGGAGAUGAAGAGGAGGUGGAAGGAGAGGAAGAUGAGACUGAAGAUCUGAUUAUCACCAGAGAGAAACCAGACUCUCACUCUGACAGCGGGAAGAGUCAUUCAGAGAAUCCAGACCCAGAGAUUCCCAAACCAGCGACAGGACACAACUGCUCCCACUGUGGAAAGAGUUUUAAGUGGUUAUCUAAGCUCAAAGAGCAUGAGAGAACACACACAGGAAAAAAGCUCUUCCAAUGUUCCCAUUGUGAAAAGAGAUUUAACCAGUCAUCACUUCUGAAAGAGCAUGAGAGAAUACACACAGGAGAGAAGCCUUUCCAAUGUCCCCAGUGUGGAAAGGGUUUUACAUGGUUAAGGCACCUGAAAGAGCAUGAGAGGAUACACACAGGAGAGAAGCCUUUCCAUUGCUCCCAGUGUGGAAAGCGUUAUACCCGAUUAGCACACCUAAAAAUACAUGAGAGAAUUCACUCUGGAGUGAAGGCUUACCUCUGUUCCCAGUGUGGAAAGAAUUUUAGGUGGUUAGAGAACCUGAAGCAGCAUGAAAGGACACAUACGGGGGAGAAGCCUUACCAUUGCGCUCAGUGUGGAAAGGAUUUUACCACAUUAGGGAACGUAAAAGAGCAUAAGAAGAAACACACAGGAGAAAAACCUUUACAAUGUUCCCAGUGUGGAAAGAGAUUUACACAUUUAGGAAAUCUGAAAAGGCAUGAAGGAAUACACACGAGAGAAAAACUCUACCACUGCUCUCAUUGUGGAAAGUGUUUUACCCAGUUAGGGUAUUUGAAAAAACAUGAGAAAAUACACUCUGAAGAAAAGCCUUACCCCUGUUCCCACUGUGGAAAGAGUUUUCGGUGGUUAGGGGACCUGAAAGAGCAUGAGAGGACGCACACAGGGGAGAAACCUUACCAUUGCUCUUUGUGCGGUAAGGAUUUUACCAAGUUAGGGAACCUAAAAGAGCAUAAGAAGAAACACACAGGAGAAAAGCCUUACCAAUGCUCCAUGUGUGAAAAGACUUUUACCCAGUUAGGGGGCCUGAAAUAUCACGAGGGGACACACACAGAAAAAAAGACCUACCACUGCACUCAGUGUCAAAAGACAUUUACCCGAUUAGGGAACCUGAAAAAGCAUGAGAGAAUACACACACUCAGGUGAUAAGACCGUCCACUGCUCCCAGAACCUGAAAGAGCAUAAGAAGAAACACACAGGAGAAAAGCCUUACCAAUGCUCCUUAACCUCUUAAUGACUUUAACCUUUCAUGAGUGUGGCCGUGUCAUCUGACCAUGCCACCGAUUUUAAUCCAAGUGCCAAAGAACUGUACCCAGAACUGUACCCAGUACCACAACAUUUUAUUUUAGCCAAAAACCUGGCAUUGCCAGGAAGCUGACACUUGAGGCCACUGUGUUCUUGGGAACCUUCAAUGCUGCAGACAUUUUUUGGUACCCUUCGUCAGAUCUGUGCCUUCCAGCUCCUGUCUCGGAGCUCUUCGGACAAUUCUUUCGACCUCAUGGCUUGGUUUUUUGCUCUUACGUGCACUGUAAACCUUUUUAUAGGUUGUCCUUCUGGAAGGUUCUAUAUAAACAGGUGUGUGUCUCUUUCCAAAUCGUGUCCAUUCAGUUGAAUUUACCACAGGUGGAGUCCAAUCAAGUUGUAGAAACA
Messenger RNA from Oncorhynchus mykiss (rainbow trout), 2241 nucleotides. Lineage: Eukaryota; Metazoa; Chordata; Actinopteri; Salmoniformes; Salmonidae. The record is from RefSeq and is a predicted model, not a curated record.